Symbiodinium natans is the source of this 4986-nucleotide messenger RNA. NCBI's taxonomy places the organism in Eukaryota, Dinophyceae, Suessiales, Symbiodiniaceae. The record is from the annotation of a GenBank genome assembly.
AUGUGCGUGGAAGCUGCAGCCGCUGCUCCAGAAGGCUCCUGUGUUGAUGUUUCCCUGGCCUUGGGUGAGUUGGCACGGAUUGGCUUUGGUGGCCUCCUGGCUUGCUGGUUUCGGCUUCUCGUGUCUUUAGCUUUCCUUAAAAUUGCCAUGGCUAGUAUUUCGUACCAGUUCCUCUUACGGAGCCUGCUGGAAAAACUUGCUGGCCUUCACAAAUCGCAGAAGCGCAAGCAUGAAGAAGCCGCGAACGCCUUGGAGGGCCCAGACGAUUCCUUCGCAGCAGCCGAAGGCGUGAAGGAUUGCUCUCUGCCAUUCUUGCAGCUGGAUUCGGAGUCGCGGGCUUUGCAGAAGGCGAUGAAGGGCGAUCCAGAAGACCUCCUGCGCCUGGUCAUGGAGCCGACACAGCUGGCGAGUGCUGAUGCGGGCCCCUCUGGAGCGCUCCUCCUGGAGCAGCUGCGCUGUCUGGGCGCAAAGCUCAAGAGCACGGUGGCUUCACAGUUGUCGUGGCGCACGGGACCCCCAGCAAACGUACUGCGUUUGGCAGCAGCUCUAGCCCCGCUGGAAACAGUGGCGUGGAUGGAGGAGGCAUCACUGCCCUCAGCUGGAGAGCUGCUGCCGCUGCCCGCCGAGGAUCACCUGGUAGAACUGUUCGCAACUACGCCGGUGCCCACACUCGAAAAAACAGUGCUGCAGGCCCUGGACGAAGAGGAGCGCAUCCACCCCAGCCCAACUCGAGGCGCCCGUGCGCGCUUCCUUCUCCAGCUGGAGCUGCGCCGAGGUCAGUCCCAGGCGCUGGGCACCGCACUCGGCAAUUUCCUGAACGCGGUCGGGCCCAUCGGCGUCUCGGACCAGAAGCUGGUUUCUGCAGUCCUGCAGUCCGAUGCUCUACCGAUGAGCUUUGCCGAGGAGGCUCUGAAGCAGUACGUCAAGGCCGCGGCGGCAGCACCUGAGCUACGCCAGUCUGCCGCGGCCCUGCUCGGCGUCAUGCAGCCUCGUUUCCGGCGCCAGUGGCAGGUGUCGGCAGCGCAGCGAUUGCUCGCCCAUGCACGCGAGGAUGGCGAGGUGCCCGAAUGGCUGCUGGAGCAUGCUGUGCGCUGGUGGCCUGAGCUCGUACCCUCGCAGUGGGAGCAGCUGCAGGAUUUCGUGGCCCGCGUGAAGGCUGGCUACAGCGCCUCUAUGUCUCGAGGGGACCGGCUUCGGCGGCAGCUGCUGGUGGCUUGGGCAGCUGAGGAUGCAUCUGUCUCCAUCCAGGUGCCGGAGCCAGCUCCGAGGGAGCCUUGGGCUUUCCGCGCCUGGGUGGGGGCGUUGGAUCCCUGGACCGCCACCUGGGACUGGGAUCUGGAUGCGCGGAGGCUCAAGGCCACUACAGAGACCUUCAGCUUCGAUCGCGAUUCCGUGGACUCCGUGGAUCCUUUACCUCCCGGGCAGGAGACCCGUGAGGCUGCGGAGGCAUACGACAUCGCGUACCUUCUCCCAUUCUUCGCUGGUCAGCUGCGUGCGGCCUUCCUGCAAAGCAACUCCAAGGCAGCCUGGGGCCCUGCCUUGGGCGCGCUGAUGUGCGGAGGCGCACUGGAGCUGCUGCUGUUGGGCCUCGCCUGCUGCGACACACUUCUCCGUGCCUGCGCAAUCGAGGCACUGUCCAUCGUCACGGUCAUGGCCCACUCGUGGAACGUCAGCCUGGAGGAAGUGGAGAAGGCAUCGCGCGAGCGCUUGCCCUUCCGGGAGCUGCCGGAGCUUGCUCGCCUUCUCUGCUAUGUGAGGGAUGCUAUGGGCCCUCCCGAGAAGGAUGGUGUUCCGAGUCCGGUGCCCCGCCUUUGUGCUUCGUUCCUUGCGGCCUGCACGCCAAUCCUCACUCAACCGCAGCACGUUCUGUACCGCACCUUGGCAAAGUUCUUGCUUGGGCGACCAGCUGCAGACUUUGAGGACAUUCCCUUGUUCUCCAAGCUCAUGCUGUCAGGGGAUGUGGACAACAGCCAGGAGGCACGUCUUUGGUACCUCCGCGUCCUUCGACGUGGUUUGGCGGUCCAAUCAGGGACUUUCACUGCGGCCGACAAGCUGUCGAGGCACGCCUUGGCAAGGCGCAAUGCUCUGCCCUGGAUCAUGAGCUUUGCUGGAUCCAAAGAGCUGGGAAGCCUGCCAGUCUUCCUCGAGGCCGCUGGGUGCGUGGAAGCUGUACUGCAGGCGCCCGUUAUCUCGGCCGAAGGGGCGGCGCUCAACCUUUCGGUUGCAGAGUGGGCUGCUGGCCAGGCAGCACGGGCGCCGCUGGGCAGCCGAAACCACGCCCAGCAGGUUCUGCGCGCCACAGGCCGCAUUGUCACGGCGCUGCUUCGAAUGUCAGGCGAUGAUCCCGCGCAAAGCCGCGUUGUCACCACAAGCUGCACGCAGCUCUUGGCAAUAGGCCGGGCCAUCCACAGCUGUGCCACGGCCUGGGCUCGACUGCAGGCGCUUUCUGCCGAGGGUGCUGGCGAGGAGGAGGUGCCUGUCGAAGCUCCGAGGCAGCAAGUUCCGGUGGCAAAGCUGUGGGAGCAGGCAUGUCUUCUGGCCCGCCUGUCAGAGGCGAAGCACAAGGCAAUGGCUGCUGAGAGAGAUGCAAUCGGCACCGCUGCUUACGAGUCGAAGGCCAAGCGUCCACGCAUGGCCGAAGAGAAUACCCUUGCGGCCCAGUUGGACUCCAUCCUCCGAGUUCUGGCGCAACUCCAUAAGGGGCCGGCUGGGGUCAAGGUGAUGAAAGAAGCGUUUGCUGUAUCUCGAAUGGAGUCUCAGGCGGGGGCGCCGUCUGCUGCCGAGUCACUUCUAGCAGUGUCAUUGCCGCGCAGUUCCGCGCCAAUGCUGGUAAACAUCAGCCUGGCGUUCCUGCAGGCAGCUCCUCUGAGCCCUUUGGUCCACGAGUAUUUCGGGCAGGUUGUCCGCCAUCUGCUGGUACAGAAGGACGGCGACGGCCGAUCGCAUCUCCAGUUCGAGGAGGAGGCAGUCCUCUCGGUUUUUCACGUUCUUACGGCCAUGACCAACAAGGACUUGGCCCUCUCCAGUGAGGCCAAAGGCAGUCUCCGGAGAUUUGCUUACACAUUAUUAUUCUUGCCGCAUCGUUCACAGCUCGCGUGGCGAUUUCGCUUAUUGGCAAAUGCCAUCCUGUUAGUGCUCCAACCGACAGACGACAAGCUGAAGAGGCUCCUGGAACAGCUCCCUCCUCCUGAGGCGGCUCUCACACAAGGAGCUGCUGACUGGGAGCCGCUCCUCGAAGACUUGUUGCGGCAACAGCUCUUUGCUGACGGCGACGCAAGCCCCCACAAUCCAGAGAAGAAGCGCAGGAUGCUCAGCAAGGCCAGUCCAUCCCAGGCUGGUGUGGCAAGCAACAUCACCGCCGAAACACAGAUGAGCCAGUAUGCUUACGAAGAAAGGCAGAUGGCCUCCUCCGGCCCGUGUGGCGUCCUCGAUGGGAUGAAGGUUGCCAUCUUCCUUGACCAGACCUCCAGGAACUUCCAGUCCACGCAGCGAGGCGAUGCCGCCCUGCAGGAAGCCGUCCGGCUCAAGGAGCAGUGCGAUGCCACCGCCUUGCCUUUGGCCUUAUCUGUGCUGGCAGCCGGCGGCAUCAAAAAUGGAGCCUUUUUCCUUCGGUUGGGCUCCGUGCCAGAGCUGUGUUUUCUUUCGCUGGUGCUGCGCCAUACCCGGGAACCUGACUUCAUCCGACUUGCAGAGGGAAUGUUGCUCUCCAUAAUGGAAGAGCUGCGCUCAGGCCAAGCUGGGCACUCACCCUGCCUCAAAGGGCAUCUUGGGCUCUGUUCUCGGUUCCUAGAGGAGACCCGAGAUGCCAUGGAGGCCGUGGGUGUGGAGGCCUAUUUGGUGGAGGCGCUCGGGCGGGACGAGCCGCUGCUGGUUGGGCAGCCGGAUCAGAUGCCUCGGUUGGAGGUUCUGGACCAGAGGUGUCUGGUGCAUGCCUCAAGCAGCAGCUGGCGUUUUUUGCAUCCUGUGCUCUCCGAGAUGUUGAAGUUUCAGGAGCAUCCUUUGGUGGAAGAGCUGAAGAGAAGUUUGCAGGAUCUCGGCUUCCUUGAUGUGGAGAGUGGGAUAGUUCUCAGUCUGUCGGGUGGCGUGGACAGCAUGGUGACCUGCUGCUUGCUCUGGCUCCUGCGCCGCCGCCUCCCGCCGGAACAGCAGUUCAAAUGGUGCGCGCUGCAUCUCUGCCACCCAAACCGCGAUGACGCCCGCGAUGAGGAGGGGUGGGUGCAGUGGUCCUGCGCCAAGCUGGGCGUCGAACUGCUCACCUAUCGGCUGAAGAUCCGACGGCCGCAUGGAACUCUCCGAACCGGAAUUUCCCGGGAGCGGUAUGAGGAGAAGUCGAAGCAGAUCCGCUUUCGGAUGUACUCACGGUGCUUGGAGCACCUGGGCAUCGAGGCGACGAGGGGAGCGGCACUGGUAGCUCAUCACGAGGACGAUGCGGAUGAGAAUAGGCUGGCAGAGCUUGGGAAAGGCAACAUCAUUCACAUCGACGGGAUGUUGCCAAGUAGUGUGACUCAAGGCGUGACUGUCAUCAGGCCUUUGCUGAAAGUGCGCAAAGCUGAGCUUAUCAGUUUCGCUGACAUCGCGGCCCUAUGCUACAUGCAGGACUCCACUCCCAAGUGGAGUCGGAGGGGCUGGAUACGGUACGUCUUGGACGAGAUGAAAGCGCACGAGGGGCAGAACUUCACGCAGCUGCAGACGCUGCUGUCUCGAGCUGGCAUUGCUUCUGCCACCCUCGGCGAGGCCAUUGACGAGUCUCUAGGAAAGUGGAAGAAGUCAGACGUCACGUGCGGAGUCAUCAGCGUGCCUGAGGCAACCUUCACUACUGGAGACCGCAAGAAAGGGCAGCAGCCCAUCGUGAGCUACUUCUCCGCACAGCAAGUGCCGGCGGUGGUCUUCAGAUUGCCCGUUCUCUUCACCCUGGCAGAGCAGUUUCAGCAGAAGGCAGGGAAUGUUUCUGCUGAUGCGAUGAUGGUUGCUGAACUUGUCGGGUGA